Molecule: messenger RNA, 3675 nt
Organism: Penicillium psychrosexuale
Lineage: Eukaryota; Fungi; Ascomycota; Eurotiomycetes; Eurotiales; Aspergillaceae
Product: FAD dependent oxidoreductase superfamily
Exons: 5
Coding region: 1-3675 (1224 amino acids)
Biological process (GO): regulation of DNA-templated transcription
Cellular component (GO): cytoplasm
Molecular function (GO): DNA-binding transcription factor activity, RNA polymerase II-specific; oxidoreductase activity; zinc ion binding
Source: RefSeq, a predicted model, not a curated record
AUGCUCGAACCAAGAAAACGCCAUAAUGGCCAACCGCAAGCCUGUGAACCAUGUCGCAAGGCUAAGAUUCGCUGUGACCAUGCAAGUCCGAAGUGUUCGCGAUGUGUCCUACGCAGUUUGAAUUGCGUUUAUCACCCUGCUCCUAUGACCAAACGCCGCCCUCCGACUUCUCACACCCCCAUACACUUCGAUACAACACUGCCCGCCGACUUACUGACCACUCAAAAUGUCUCUAGCGCUUUCCAGAUUCCUACUGAAUCCUCGGUCGCGGCAGCGAUCUCACUCUCUCCUGCAGAUCCGAGCCCCGCCGCGAGCUCGGGGCUAACAGCCCGUUCCACCGCAUCAAAACGGAACAUGCUAUUUCAAGAGGAGCUAGGCCAACACGAGACGACCCGCUUCUCGGCUGUUUUUGUUGAAAAUCAAGAUAGUUUUGGCGCGGUCAUGUUCGAUGCCACAAAUUCCAGCCACCACGAGCUAGGCCGAGAGCCUGAUUCAACGGCCAGGUCUCGUGUGGAACUGGCGGUCAGAACACUACUUAACUUCCCCACUGCUCGUACAUGUGACAUGCUGAUGGCCGGAAUUCAUCAUAUCUACGAUGUAUGGCUGUCACCCACCAUGAUUCAGCGGUGUUUAAAACAAGUAUGGACAGAAUAUGCAAGUGCGCUGGGUGAGCUCCGGACACGCGAAUCAGUAUUGAGAGUGGCAAAUGAUCUAUUUCUCAAUCACAAAAGGUCUCAGUCGACACCUGAAUGUGAUUACGCAAGCAAUUCCGACCAUGCUUCCUGGAUGAACUGGUUUGGUGGACCUCAUUUGCGAUGGGAAAUGAUUGGGAUCCUCUUCAGCUGGGCUGGAAUUGCUUUCAGAUGCAAGCAAGAGUGGGAUCCAGUAUUUGAUCUACCCGAACAGUAUGGACGAAAUCGAAACACCGCCGCAGACAAGAUGAGAGAAUGUGCUGCGGCCUGUAUAAGGCUUUGUGAAGGGAAUUUUGAAAUCAGUGAUACCAUGGUUAUUUGCAUGAAGAAUAGCACCAGACUACAAAGCAUCAUCAUCAGCGACGAGAGUGACCGUGUACGAGUCGACUACGGGACUGUCCGCGGUGCUUUUAUAAGCGCAGGAUUCCACCGCCUCACUCCUGCAAAGGAAAUCACCCCAUUCUCUCAACACCGAGCAUCACUCGCUGCGUCGAUGUAUUACCACGACAAAUGCCACAGUUUAUUCAAUGCGCGACCACCUAUGCUGAGUAACCGUUACUGUCAAUGCCCUCUCCCACUCGAUUUGAGCGAGGAAGAUGUAUAUGGGGGCCGAGAAAGAUUGGCCCUGGCUAUUGCAAAGCUUGACUCGAAUGGCUGGAACACAAAUGGCCAGAUAUUCACAACAACCUGGCUUCGAGCACUGGCCAUGCUUAGUCCUAUCCGGGAAGGAAUCUUGGAACUAACCCUUAGUGUCAAUUCAGAAUUUACCAAAUCGCAGGUAGAAGACCUACAAGUUCAGUUGGGGAAGAUAGUUGCUUCAUAUCCUCCGCACAUUCAGUAUCAGAGGAACUCUGAAUGGCCCCAGUCAAGCUCACGAUGCCAUGAACGAAGCGCCCAUGAAGUCUAUAUUAUCACCCGCAUACAACUCGACGUGUUGCAAUGUCAGUUCCUCCUCCAGCGCCUACUUGUAUCGCGGCAAUUCAGCGAUGGCCAAGACUUGUUCGAUAUCGCCCAAGAGACAAUGUCUGUUAUCCUGUCUCUCUGGCUUAAUCGCGAUCAGCUACAGGAAUUCCACCAUGCCUUUGACUGGAUUGCAGUAUCAUACGCAAUGCCCUGUGCGGGAAUCUUAUGCGUCGAGCUUCUCCGAGCAAGUAAUCUAGCCCCAUCUUCGCCACAAAACGAGCAUCCAUCGACGUUGGCCGCUAGCAAUUGUGUUAAAUUCUCGCGGUCGGAAGUGGUCCAAAAUCUGGUUAUGUUCAGAGCGUUACUUGACUGGAUACGUCCCACGGAUAAUAAUGCGCAGCUUAGCAAGAAGUUCAAGACAGUUAUACAGAGAAUCAUCGACGCUGUGUUUGAUUCUUUGGGGUCAUCGUGUGGCAUGCAAGCACAAGAGUUGCCAGGAGAACAGCAGUCCCAGAGACAAUAUGGUCCGCAAGAUGAACGGUCUCUAGGGCAAAAUCUACCUAUGGCGACGGGCAGGGAGCAGGAUAUUGACCCGGAGAUGAACAAAUUCCAUGAUAUGGAUUGGCUGAACACCCUUGACUGGACUCAGGGUGGUUGGCUUGACCAAGCAGCAAUCAAUUCUACUCCGAUGACUAUGUCUCCAACCGACUCAUCUAAUACAUCCCGGCAACCCGUCGAAAAUGCAACUGUGCCAUUUUGGCACCGAGACAUUCACGAACUGCACGACCAUCGGACCACAGAGGAGCUUCCAGUAUCGAGUGACGUCGUCAUCAUAGGCGCCGGCUAUGCAGGAAUCAGUACAGCGUACCACUUGGUCAAAGGAGAGGCCAGUGACAACAAACUCUCUGUCACAAUACUGGAAGCACGGGGUGUCUGUUCGGGUGCGACAGGACGCAACGGUGGUCACCUACGGCCUGACAUGUACACCCCCAUGACCAGGCUCAUCGACCGAGCAGGAGUUGAACGCGCGCUGGAGGUAACGGAGUUCGAAAUCGCACAUAUACACGCCAUAAAGUCCUUGGUUGAAAAGGAGAAAAUCGACUGUGACUUUACCCUCACAAGGUCUAUCGAUGUGUGGUCCAACGAGGAAACUGCCCGGAAGGCCGAAGAGAUGUAUGACGCGCUGGUAUCCCGUGAUCUGAAUUACAUGAAGGAUGUCUUCUUCGUGUCUGGCAAGGAUGCGGAGGGUAUUUCGGGUGUCAAAGGCGCCAAAGCAUCUGCUUCUUUCACAGCCGCAACUCUGUGGCCGUACAAAUUAAUUCUGCAUCUGACCGCCUCAAUCCUCAAGACUGGUUUGGUCAAUCUCCAGACUAAUACCCCGGUGACGUCUGUGAGUCGGCAAUCUUCAGGCAGUUUUAUUAUCACAACUCCACGAGGCACGACCGUCGCUCGGAAAGUCGUGUAUGCGAACAAUGCCUACAUCUCGGGUCUUCUUCCCCAGUACCGCGAAGCCAUCGUUCCAUGCAAAGGACUGUGUACUCAUAUUUCAGUUCCCGAGGGCACGAAAGCGCCUCUGCUGAACAACUCCUACAUAGUCCGCGAAGAAGACAACGUUGUUUCAUACCUCAUCCCUCGCGCCGACGGCAGCAUUGUUGUCGGUGGAGCCAACUUGCUUUACCACCCUGUUCUGAGUUCAUGGUAUGACAGCGUGGACGAUUCAAUCCUCAUCGAGGAGGUCAAAGAUCAUUACGAUGGUUAUAUGCAGCGGUUUUUCAAUGGCUGGGAAAACAGCGGGGCCAAAGUGGAUAAAGUUUGGACUGGGAUCAUGGGGUACAGCUGGGAUUCUCACCCCCAUGUCGGCACCGUGCCUGGGGAGGAUGGCCAAUUCGUACUCGCAGGCUUCAAUGGCCAUGGAAUGCCUCAGGUGUUCUUGUCUGCCCUUGGGGUUGCUAAGAUGGUUCAGAAUGGGGUCAAGUUUGAAGAUGUUGGUAUCCCUAGAUUGUUUAAAUCGACAAAGGAGAGGCUUGAGAAGGCGAGGACCGGUCCAGUCGGGGGUGAUAUCCUCGGCGUCAAGAGAUGA